Messenger RNA from Corylus avellana, 1341 nucleotides. Its product is annotated as putative xyloglucan endotransglucosylase/hydrolase protein 32. Lineage: Eukaryota; Viridiplantae; Streptophyta; Magnoliopsida; Fagales; Betulaceae. The record is from RefSeq and is a predicted model, not a curated record. Gene Ontology annotation, cellular component: cell wall; apoplast. Gene Ontology annotation, biological process: cell wall biogenesis; xyloglucan metabolic process. Gene Ontology annotation, molecular function: xyloglucan:xyloglucosyl transferase activity; hydrolase activity, hydrolyzing O-glycosyl compounds.
AUAUGAAAAGAGAAAACGGAAAGCCAACAAGUUGAAAACCUUUAUUUUUUUCUUCUCUUUUUUAUCACCAAGUACUGUAUCACUCCCUCAUCAACUAACUUAUCACCUUCCCCACAUUGUGGGGCCUCUACUCUGCCUAUUUGUACUCCCUGCACACCCACUCUCUUCCACAUUGAAGCAGAGUGACUCUGUUUUCCUCCUCCCCCCCUCCAUGGCUCCUCUUCUGUACCUUGCUUUACUUUUCAUGAUUUCUUCAACAAUUUCUCAUGCUCAACCCUCUCCUGGCUACUACCCAAGUUCAGAAAUCAACCCCAUAAGCUUUGGUCAAGGCUUCAGAAACCUCUGGGGUCCUCAGCAUCAGAGACAGGAACAGGGCUCCUUAGCAAUCUGGCUUGAUAGCACCUCAGGAAGUGGAUUCAAGUCUUUGCACCCCUAUCAGUCUGGAUAUUUUGGUGCUGCCAUCAAGCUCCAAUCUGGGUAUACUGCAGGAGUCAUUACAUCAUUCUAUCUUUCCAACAACGAAGAUCACCCUGGGAACCAUGAUGAAAUUGAUAUUGAGUUUCUUGGAACAACUCCCGACAAGCCAUAUACUUUGCAGACAAAUGUAUAUGUCAGAGGAAGUGGGGAUGGAAAUAUCAUUGGAAGGGAGAUCAAAUUUCAUCUCUGGUUUGAUCCAACACGAGAUUUUCACAACUAUGCUAUACUGUGGAAUCCCAGUGAGAUAAUAUUCCUAGUGGAUGAUGUGCCAGUAAGGAGGUAUCCAAGAAAAAGUGAUGCAACAUUUCCAUUAAGGCCAAUGUAUGUGUACGGCUCAAUUUGGGAUGCAUCAACUUGGGCAACUGAGGAUGGAAAAUACAAGGCUGAUUAUCAAUACCAACCCUUCUUCGGUUGGUACACGAAUUUCAAGCUAGGCGGUUGCACCGCCGACGAGGCUGGCUCAUGCCGCCCGCCGUCCGCCUCACCGUCAGGGUCUACCGGACUGAGCCCGCAGCAGAGCGCAGCCAUGGAGUGGGUCCGGAGCAAUUACAUGGUCUACAACUACUGUCAGGAUCCAAAGAGAGACCACACCUUCACGCCAGAGUGCUAGCUAGUGCUAGCUAGUGUCACUAGCUAGUAAUUAUAUUGUUAUAUUAAGGUUGUUUAAAUUUGUGAUCAAACAGUUAUUUUAGUUGUGAGCAGUUUGGUUUUGGGGGUCUUGAGAUGGGUCCCGCUUGCUAAAAAUAGUUGCAAGAGUUGUUGAGCGUCCAAGCACCCAAAGACUAUUGGAGGGUUUAUUUUUCAGUUUUUAUAUUUAAGUAAAAAUAUGAAAAGAAUAAAGAAAAGAUUGAGGUUUGUUGUUAA